AUGCAAGCGCGCCCGUCAUUAUUCCAGCGGCUGCGCCCGCACCUCCAGCCGGCCCGCCCCGCCACGCUGCGCCGCACGCUCGUCGCCGCGCCCAAGCCCGGCUCCGGCCCACUGAUGGAGCGGCGCGCCGACCGCGCCCUCCCCAGCGUCUCGACGCACCGCCGCUGGGUCUACACCGUCCCGCUGUUCUUCGGCAUCAUUGGCGUCUCUGCCCUCGCCAUCUUCAACUACCAGAAGCAGUCGUCCUCCGUGACUGAGAGCACGCUCUACGCGCUCCGCACCAACCCUGCUGCGCGCGAAGCCCUCGGCGGCGAAAUCUACUUCGCCAGCAAGAUCCCUUGGAUCAGGGGCGAGAUUAAUCAGUUGCAUGGCCGUAUCGAUAUCAACUUUAGGGUGAAGGGAAAGAAGCAGUGUGGGACUAUGAGGUUCCGGAGUGAGAGGAAGACGAGGAUGGGCUAUUUCGAGACGCUAGAGUGGAGCCUGAAGACCGACGACGGCCAGGUUCUCCAGCUUCUGGACUCCGCCAAGCCGGAUCCGUUCCGUCGGAGCUCAGAUGACGAGUGA
Molecule: messenger RNA, 564 nt
Organism: Aplosporella prunicola CBS 121167
Lineage: Eukaryota; Fungi; Ascomycota; Dothideomycetes; Botryosphaeriales; Aplosporellaceae
Exons: 2
Coding region: 1-564 (187 amino acids)
Biological process (GO): mitochondrial respiratory chain complex IV assembly
Cellular component (GO): mitochondrial inner membrane
Source: RefSeq, a predicted model, not a curated record